AUGGAACAAGUUUCGCGGCAAGGGCAGGAGGUGGGAAGCGGGCCAUCACAUGAUCCCAUGUAUAUGACAAUACUCAGGAAGAAGAUGAAUUCUAACAACCCAGCAUUACUACAUGAAGUGCGAUUACACGAAAAUCACAGUGAACGAGAACAAAUGGAAAAUAUGAGUGAACUAUUUGCUGUAUUGAAUGCUUUGGAAUGUCUGGAAAAGAUGUUCAGCAGAGAUUACAUAUCACAUGAAGAUUACAAAGUUGAGUGCUUCAAACUACUUGAUCAGUACAAGGUGGCCAUGCGAUUGGUACAUGGUACCGAUGUCGAAGCUUUUGCAGCAAAAUAUCGUUUGCACUGUCCAGCAGCCCUGGAACGCAUUCACGAAGGGCGUCCUAUAACCGUGAAGGAUGACAAAGGAAAUGUACUCAAGAAUAUUGCUGUCAUUGUCGAGGUUUUCAUCACAUUCUUCGAUCAACUAAAACUGAAUGUUCGCGCUGUCGACGAGCUCUUUCCAAAUCUCAAUGAGCUCUACACUUCAAUCAAUGCAAUGAGCUCCUUACCUGAAGAUUUCGACGGUAAAAUAAAAGUGAAAGCUUGGCAUGAUCGUCUCUCCAAAAUGUCCGCAUCGGAAGAGAUCAGUGAUGAAGAUGCACGUCAAAUGAUAUUUGAGCUUGAAGCAGCAUACUCAUCAUUUAUUAAAUUCUUACACAACCAACAACAAUGAUUCCCAUGCUUUCACUGUAAAUAAUGAAUAAAUAAUAAAGUUUGUAAAGCUUUGUACA
This is a messenger RNA of Cylicocyclus nassatus, 772 nucleotides long. The record is from the annotation of a GenBank genome assembly. Lineage: Eukaryota; Metazoa; Nematoda; Chromadorea; Rhabditida; Strongylidae.